AUGCCUUUCACACUCUUUUCAAAGACAAAAACCCCUGCGAGUUGUGAAAAUCACCAGCAGAAUCAGAAUGGACCCGAAACCUCGGAGUCAGAGCAGACUCUCACCCCCUUGGACGGCGAUGCGCCGUCUGACCCCGAUGGCUUCGACAUCGAUGUCGAGAAGCUCGGACGACAGCGUCCUGAUAUCCUCCCGUCCGCCAUCGCAGAGUUCGCCUUUUGCUUCUCUAUCCUCUGGUCUAUGAUCAUGGCUGAAUACUUCAUCAGCGGAUCGCACAUCAUCCUCCCCACCCUCGCCACAGAUCUAAACAUCCCCGCAACCUCCCACACAUGGAUAUCUAGCGUCCUGACCCUCGCAGCCGGCGCCUCUCUCUUCCCACUAGGCCGCGCCGCCGACAUGUACGGCGGCUACAUCGUCCUCAACGCCGGCAUGUUCUGGUUCUCCGCCUGGUCCCUCGCCGCCGGCUUCGCCCCAAACUACAUUUCCUUCAUCAUCUUUCGCGCCAUGCAAGGGCUCGGUGCCUCUGCCUUCCUGCCUACGGGAAUCAUGCUUCUGGGGAAAGUCUACCGACCGGGGCCGAGGAAGAAUUUCGUGUUUAGCAUGUAUGGCGCCAUUGCGCCCUUGGGCUUCUUCUUCGGCUUGCUCGUCGGUGGCGUUACGGGCGAGAAGAUUAAUUGGCGGUGGUUCUUCUACUUGGGAUCUGCUAUGGGAUUCCUCGCUAGUUUUGUGUCGCUGUUUGCUAUUCCGAGGGAUUGGAAAGCCGCGAGGGAGAUGGGCAUUCGCAUGGAUUGGUGGGGGACCGCGACUAUCUGUCCCGGUCUUAUCCUCGUCGUCUUUGCUAUUACGCAGAGCUCUGGUGCGCCGAACGGCUGGGCCACGCCAUAUAUCUAUACAACCACGAUAUUGGGAGUUCUCUUCCUCGCUGCCGGCGUAUACGUUGAGCGGAAUGUGUCCGAGGAUCCCUUCCUCCCCGCCGAGAUCUUUAAGCCGAAGUAUAUGAAGGCCAUGCUCUUCUGCCUAUUCCUCGCUUACGGUGUCUUUGGAAUUUACCUCUUUUACACGAACUUCUACAUCGAACUCGUCCUAGAAGUGUCCCCCUUCAUGACCGCAGUCUGGUACACCCCCUGGGCCGUCAGCGGCAUGCUCUUCGCCGCCACUUCCGGCCUCCUCCUGCACCUAAUCCCCAACCGCAUCCUCCUCAUCAUCUCCUCCCUCUGCAGCAUCGCCGCCUGCCUCUUCUUCGCCCUCAUGCCCCCCCGCGACUCCCCCUCCUUCUCCUACUGGGCCUACGUCUUCCCCGCCAUGGUCGCCGAAACCGCCUUCAUCGACAUCCUCUACACCCUCUCCAACGUCUUCAUCACCACGCGCUUGCCGCGCCGACACCUCGGGCUCGCCGGCGCAUUGAUCAACUGCACACUGUACAUCGGCAUGUGCUUCUUCUUGGGCGUCGCUGAGGUGGCGGUUGCUGCUACGGCUGAUAGGGGACUGAGGGGGAGUUAUCAGGUGGCGUUUUGGAUUGCGGUUGGGUUUGGGUGUGUUACGGUUUUGGUGUUUGCGUUUAUGGAUAUUGGGGAGGCGAAGAGUGAUCUUACGGAGGACGAGAAGAGGGCGAGGAGGGAGGCGGAGGCUGGGUCGGAGAGUAAUGAAGGGGGGAGUAAUGAGGGAGAGAGGAAGGCUGAAUCUUAA
Molecule: messenger RNA, 1683 nt
Organism: Scedosporium apiospermum
Lineage: Eukaryota; Fungi; Ascomycota; Sordariomycetes; Microascales; Microascaceae
Product: Major facilitator superfamily transporter
Exons: 3
Coding region: 1-1683 (560 amino acids)
Biological process (GO): transmembrane transport
Cellular component (GO): membrane
Molecular function (GO): transmembrane transporter activity
Source: RefSeq, a predicted model, not a curated record